AUGACACAGGGAUCUGCGGCGUCUCUGGGUCGAGGAGGUUUAGAAAGUUGUGGCCUGGAAACUCCUCAAGCCACAGUCACAUCUGGAAACGACGACGACGACGACGACGACGACGACGACGACGACGACGACGACGACGACGACGACAACGACGACGACGGCGACGACGACGACGACGACGACAACGACGACAACGACACAACAACAAUAACACAGACGACGCUGUUUCUCGUUCAGCUGUGA
Messenger RNA from Knipowitschia caucasica, 243 nucleotides. The record is from the annotation of a GenBank genome assembly. Lineage: Eukaryota; Metazoa; Chordata; Actinopteri; Gobiiformes; Gobiidae.